AUGCAACUGAUACGUCCUUCACUCUGGAGGGAUGGAGGAUCAAAGAUGAGGGAUGAAUAAAAAGAUGUACACGAAUGCGUGUCCUGAUUAGUGCGUACCGUGAACUCAACCGGUGAAGGUCGUUGGUUGGCAGAAAGUGAAGCAAGAGCAGUGGAUUUUGCGAAAUUUGUUGAAAAGUUAGGCAGAAUGACCUCAGGCUGCAAAAACAUGGCCCAAUCGAGACAGAGUGAUUUCAGCAUAGAACAUAUUCUAACCAGAGCGGGGGAAAGGUAUGAAAAGCGACGGAAAGUGGAGUCCUUUUCCUGCUCAUCCAACACAUCCCAGAGCCACAGUGAUAGUGAUGAACAGAUAGUGUCAGAGGAGGAUGAAGAGAUCGUAGUGGAUAAUACCCCUCAUGCGGAGAGUGUCGGUGCAUCAAGCUACUUGCAGAACUGCAUGCCGAGCUUCGAUUGGUUGUACUACACGCGCUAUCGUCCACCCAAGUUGCCACGACCCCAAAAGAUCGGCCCCGUCAAGCGUACUCCGGGACGUUUGCCCCGAGUACCGUUCACACCUGCCCAGUUGAGUGCCUUAGAGGAUGCAUACAAGGUGUCCACCUAUUUGAGCUCGGAGGAGGCAAACCAGCUAGCGUACAGCUUGGAGCUUACCAACACGCGGGUAAAAAUAUGGUUUCAGAAUCGACGAGCUCGGGACCGGCGGGAGAAGCGCGAGGCAUCGCUUGGCGCACCCGAUCCGAUUGGCGCCGGCGCAUUCGUCGGAAGUAUCCCUCCGUCGGUCGGUCACUUUGCGACGUUCUUCGGAUCGACAGCGAAGUCGUCGUCACAGACCACAGCUUCGCUAUCACCUACCGGAUCGGAUGGGGCAGAAAGGAGCAGUGAAUCAUCGUUCCUUCAUAUGAAAUGAGAGUCUUGUGAUAGCGGUUACCGUUGUAAAUAAUUGUAAAUACACAGUAGUUAGUUUAUACCCCCAUAUU
Messenger RNA from Toxorhynchites rutilus septentrionalis, 973 nucleotides. Its product is annotated as homeobox protein ceh-28. The coding region runs from base 187 to 903 and encodes 238 amino acids. Gene Ontology annotation, cellular component: nucleus. Gene Ontology annotation, molecular function: RNA polymerase II transcription regulatory region sequence-specific DNA binding; DNA-binding transcription factor activity, RNA polymerase II-specific. Lineage: Eukaryota; Metazoa; Arthropoda; Insecta; Diptera; Culicidae. Gene Ontology annotation, biological process: embryonic morphogenesis; regulation of transcription by RNA polymerase II. The transcript is spliced from 2 exons. The record is from RefSeq and is a predicted model, not a curated record.